This is a messenger RNA of Vigna radiata var. radiata (mung bean), 2358 nucleotides long. Its product is annotated as pentatricopeptide repeat-containing protein At4g04790, mitochondrial. NCBI's taxonomy places the organism in Eukaryota, Viridiplantae, Streptophyta, Magnoliopsida, Fabales, Fabaceae. Gene Ontology annotation, molecular function: protein binding. The transcript is spliced from 9 exons. The record is from RefSeq and is a predicted model, not a curated record. The coding region runs from base 126 to 1508 and encodes 460 amino acids.
UAACAUCUUAGACACCUAUAGUCUUUUAACAUUGCGAAACACUUCGUAAAAUUGUGGCUUGGUUCUGGUUCCAUAGAAUAAAAAGGAUCUAUAGGAGGGUUUAUCGUUUCAAUUUUAUAAAUGCAAUGCAAGUGCGCUCCAUUCGAAAUCUAAGCACUGGGUUCCGACGUUCAGCCUCCAAAGGUGCCACAUCCAAACCUCAACCUUCAUCUUCUUCUUCUUCAACCUCGUUAUGCCUUUCGGAACUUGAUGAGGAUUUCACGCUCUCAAGCCUCAAGCUUAAACAACCCUCUGAUUCGGGUGAUUCGGCUAACGGGGUGUUUAAGCAUAUUUCUUCUAUUUUCCAUGCUGGUAAGUCAGCCAAGAAACCUGGUUCUACGGAAAUUGAUGGGGCAAAGGAGUUUGAAAGAAUGCAAAAUCUAUCGUGGUUGUCGAGCAUCUCUCAGAACAAUAUAUUAUUGCAACGGAAAGAGCAAUCUCAUAAAAAGAAACAAAAAUAUGUGUUUGAAGUCUCUCAAGAAAACCGUUUUCAGAAGUUAGUUGAAGUCUCUGCAAAAAUGCUAGGACCAGAGGCUACCCUUGAAUUGUUUGGUAAACUUGGACGAAAACCAGAUGCGAAAGGAUACAGUGCAUUGGUAGAAAUGUGCAUAGAUAAAGCCAGGGAAACUGAUGAUGAAGGCAUCGCAAUAGAACUGGGGAAGGUUUUUAACCUUUUUAAAUCAAUGAGGGAACAAGGUUUAGAGCUAGAGGAGCAGACGUAUUGCCCACUUCUUUUGUUUAUAAUUGAUAUGCGUAUGGUUGAGGAGUUUCAGUUUUUCUAUGUUAUUAUCAAAGAGGAGAAUCCCGGUUCAGUUGCAAGGCUGGGUUACUAUGAAAUGUUGUUGUGGUUGAGAGUUAAUAACGAAGAAAAGAUUCAGAGUAUUUGUAAUUAUAUUGCAGAGAAUGACAGUGAGGACAUGUCUGAUAUACGAGAGAAUGUUCUGUUGGCUCUUUGUGAAAGUGAACGGACAGAGGAGAUUUUGAAGCUGUUGGAAAUCAUAGACAUAAAAGACCUUUCAUCUGCUGAAUCUGUAGCAAUGGUAUUUCAGGCAUUAGGAAGAUUACUAUUGGAACCUGUGGCAGAGAAGUUCCUUUUUUACUUAAAAAAUAGUGAUCAUGAAGCAAAUAAUGUUACAAACUUCAUUGCUUGCUAUGUUGUUAGCAUUCCAAAUUUAUUGGUUGAGGAUGUCAAAAAAAAGUUCAAAGACUUGCACCAAAGACUAGAAGUUUCACCUUCAUCCUCAUCAUACGAGAAGAUCAUUUUACAUAGCUGUGCAUUGCACAAGGUGCAUGUAGCACUUGAUAUUGUCAAUGAAAUGUGUGAAGCAGGUUUGACUCUAUCAACUGAGGUAUUACACUCAAUGUUACAAAUUUGUGACGAAACAUCUGAAUAUAAUUUGAAAAACAUCAUUGAUGGGGUGAGGGUCCUUGAGCACAUGCCUUGUGCUGAUAUAAAACCGGAUUCAUAGAGCUCAGCUACCUAAUUAGAAACUCUAAACAUGAAGAGGAUAGAGUGAAUGUGACCUUAAAUCAAUUGAUACCGCAGAUGAGCUUGAAUCAAGUCAAGGCUAUUCUUAUCUCAUCUGAGUACUUAGGCCACAUGGGAAAUUGUCUGAGGCUCUUGUUACUUAUGGGGAAAUCAACCAAGCUAGUUGCAAUCUGGAGGCAAAAGAUGUUCAGUCUCAUUGUAAGGUUUUGAAUUCAUCAGUAAUUUAUGUAAUUUUUAACUUGCAAGCCUUCAUAAUCAAGCCAUUGGACAUUCCCUGGAGCACUCUCAUUCCGAGGUGAGUUGAUAGGUUGCGUCCCUUCUACUUGAGGAAUUAGGUGAUUCAUACAGACAAUUGAAAAGAUGUUUGCUGCAGAAUCAUCUUUGUAUUCUAUUUCGAAUAAGCAUUUAAGGUUCUUUCUUUCCCUUCACUUUCUUGAAUUUCUAUGACUAAAUUUAUUGUGCAAUUUACUUUAUGUUCAUUGUAUUUUGUGUCAGUUCUGCAGUGAAGUUGGGCAAUCUGCUCAAGGAUAAGUUCCAAAAUGAUGAGCAAGUUAUGGAAGUUCUCUAUUAUAAUAUUGGCUCUGACUUCCUUUUCACUUAAUUUGUACAAUUCAAUAACAAGAAACAUAGUUGACUAUGUUGAGUUAUUGUUGUAGUUUGUGCAAGUCUGAAACGCUUUCAAACAGCUAUGUUGUGUUUGGACCUUGAAGUAUUGUAAAUUGGAUGUGGAAAGAUUUUCUGGGUUUUCCACCUUCAUUAUGAUGCUUGUUCCAUUACUCCACAUUUGUAUUGACAACAUUUGUCUUUAAGUGUAUAGGUAUUUUCUCUGA